Aaosphaeria arxii CBS 175.79 is the source of this 2710-nucleotide messenger RNA. RefSeq names its product Thg1-domain-containing protein. Gene Ontology annotation, molecular function: tRNA guanylyltransferase activity; magnesium ion binding. The transcript has 7 exons. The coding region runs from base 389 to 2428 and encodes 679 amino acids. The record is from RefSeq and is a predicted model, not a curated record. NCBI's taxonomy places the organism in Eukaryota, Fungi, Ascomycota, Dothideomycetes, Pleosporales. Gene Ontology annotation, biological process: tRNA modification.
CUCUCUCUGGUUCCGCCCCUCCCAUCGUCUACUCUACCUCAUACAUUUACCUAGUCACCUAGGUAGUUAUUCUUACACACUACAGAGUCACACUACUCGUACUACUUCCACCCCUCGUCACUAUUAUUUUCUUUCUCCCCCAAAAUAACCCAAACCCCAGAUUCGCAAAAGCCCCCAAAAAUCCUGCAAUCCCCUUCCCCCAAACGUGACUCCCAGAGCACACACAUACAGGCAGCUUUCUGGUCCUCUCGCAGUCUAGCGAGUGACACAUCAAACAAGCUUCCUCGACAAGCAAUCAAGCAACAGUCGUGACUCCGCGAAUAGGCAUGCCCCUAGAUACAGAGCACUUCCUAGAGCGGUAACCACAAGAGGAGGCUAGACCAUCAUCAUGGCCAAUUCAAAAUAUGAAUAUGUUCGGGACUUUGAGGAGACGGACAGACUACUGCCAGGGACAUGGAUAGUGGUGCGCAUCGAUGGUAGAGGGUUCACAAAGUUCACCACCCGGUACCAAUUCGAGAAGCCCAACGACCGAAGGGCGCUCGAUCUCAUGAAUGCAGCCGCCGAGGCUGUCAUGAAGGACUUGCCCGAUAUUGUCCUUGCUUAUGGAGAUAGCGAUGAAUUCAGUUUUGUCUUUCAUAAGAAUUGUACCCUGUUCGAGCGGAGGGCGAGCAAGCUGAUGACCACCAUUGUGUCAACCUUCACAGCUAAUUAUACCUUCCUCUGGUCUACCUGUUUUCCAGAUUCCCCACUCGCGCCGCCUCUACCAUCGUUUGAUGGACGCUGUGUAUGCUAUCCAAGUGACCAGUAUUUGAGAGACUAUAUGAGUUGGCGUCAGGUGGAUUGUCACAUCAACAACCUUUAUAAUACCACUUUCUGGGCUCUUGUGAAUAAAGGUAAUAUGCAAGCAAGAGAAGCAGAAGAAUUGCUCAAAGGCACCGUGUCAUCGGAUAAAAACGAGAUUCUCUUCUCUCGCUUCGGUAUCAAUUACAACAACGAACCUGAGAUAUUCAGGAAAGGGAGCGUAUUAUAUCGAGACUUCUUCGAAGCUCCAGCACAAGUACCUGCCCCGAGCGUAGCUGAAGAGAGUACUACAUCACCACCACUUUCACAUCCGCGUCCACAGAGAACUAUAAGACGACCUAUGUCCCAGCCAAUUGAGCGUCCAGUCCCGGAUCUUCGAGCAUCACCAUUGUCAGACUCUACCAUACGAGGACCAACCUUCUUGUCGACAUCAACAACACCGUCUCCUCCACCAUCUCCACAGUCACUGUCUAUUCCUGCAUUCUCCAAUCCUUUCGCGCCACCCACCACGGAGACAGCAACUAUGCCUACCAACGGCGGUCAUUCGCACUCAAACUCGACAGUGAAGUCACCACUCCCUCAAUUGACACCUCUACCACUACCUCCUCCAACAUUGAAGCCCAGCACCAAACCACCCCCUUUUCUGAACCCUCCCAACUCCGUGGCGCACACAAACACCAGCCCACAGCCCUCCCCACAGAUACAAAUCCCAGAUGUCCUCUCAGAACGCUCGAUAUCCAACUCCUCCAAACCAAUCGCAACCUCCUCGCGGCCAGUCCCAUCUGCAGAUCCUCCCAGGCUCAAACACCGCUCCCCAAGCCUCAGCAUGAUCGACUACACCGCCAAACCCCCCAUCAUCCCCCUCCGCAUCUCCUCGAUACCAAUCGACAACCGAACCCGCAAGCUCUCCCUACCAUCCUCCCAGAAAUCUGCCCUCUUCAACCACCACCACCACGCACCAUCAUCCGAAAAGGACAAAAACCUCUCCACCAUGAAAGAGCUUCCCAUCCCCCCAAGCGGAGGAGACGACAUAAUCGACCUGCGCAACAAAGUCAUGGCCGGCGAACUCCGCCUCGACAGCCUCACCCCUGCCAACCCAGCCAGCCGCCCGGGAUCAAGACUCGGAGUGCAAGAUACACCACCACCACCACCACCACCACCACCACCAGAGCAGACAUCGACGGGCGCGAGACCAGACCUCCAGCAGCGCGCGAGGUCGCACCCGCGACUACGUUCGGCACCGCCCACAGCGACGACAACAACAGCCUCGACGUCAAGACUACCAUCCCCUCCCGCAUUAUCGAACAUCAAAACCAAGAAGUCCUUCAGCGCAUCCCCUCCACCCCCCUCGCAGCCGCAACAACAGCCACCCCCAUCCUCUUCAUCACCCGCUGGGGCGAGCAAACCCAACAGCGGGAAAGCGAAAGCCAAGGCGAAAGCCAAGGCGAAAGUGCCGGAGGAAGAAGGCGGGUGGGCGGCCGCGACGAAAGAACCCAGCCGCACGCAGCGGGAGAAGGAGAGGAAGAAGAGGACGAAGGCGAGGAUCGUGAUUGAGCAUGUUGAUGUUAUCAAGGAUGAAUUUUGGAUUAGGAGGCCUUGGAUAUUGACGGGGAAGGCGGGGCUGUGAGAAGUAGGUUAAGGGGAUAGGGUUGCAUUGGAAGGGGUGAUGGCGUUUUGUUUUCACAUUUCUGGGUUCUUUCUUUUUUGAAGGGGAUGAGACGUGAUUAAUGAUAGAUGAUGGCGCGCUCUCCGGGAUUGCAGUUUGGAAAAUGUUGUGUUGUAUUUCUAGGAUGGGUAUUGCAGAGACGAUACCUCGUGGAUCUAGCUAUCUACCAUGUGACGCUAUGCUUGACAAAGAAAGAACGGAAAUGCUUGAAUGUGUCUCGUAGAUUUGUGCAAACAUGAUGAG